Molecule: messenger RNA, 594 nt
Organism: Penicillium verhagenii
Lineage: Eukaryota; Fungi; Ascomycota; Eurotiomycetes; Eurotiales; Aspergillaceae
Product: EthD domain-containing protein
Exons: 1
Coding region: 1-594 (197 amino acids)
Molecular function (GO): oxidoreductase activity
Source: RefSeq, a predicted model, not a curated record
AUGGAUCCAUUACCCAAAGACCACAAGUUUAACAACCCGGAGUUCGAUUAUUCCUCAACUCCAAAUUUCCAAGAUGCCAUCAAGGUUUCCGUCUUCUUCCGAAAACGACCUGAUAUCUCUUAUGAACAAUUCUUCGCCCACUGGCAGAGUGUUCACUGUGAUUUGGUACUAGCCACAGCGGCUUUUCGAAGUAACGUUUUACGUUAUGUGCAGGUAAAGUUGAUUUCCCAAGAUGUCCAGGCGGUUAUGCAAAGGCCUCUCUGCCGGGGCCUCGGUACACAAAGCGAAUAUAAAUCUCAUUGUCGGCAGCUUCAUCAUACCCCGGAAAUGCAAGAGCUUUCGCGAAGCUUGAAUGAGAAUGUCCUUGAGUACGAUGCUUGCGCCGAAAUUUGGGUGCGCACGUGGGAUGACUGGCUGAAAUUCUCAGGGAGCGAUGAAUAUAUGUCUGCGCUUGGUGAGGAUUGCCAGAGGUUUAUGCAGUUGCCCAUGACGUAUAUGGUCGGUAGAGAGAAUUUGGUAAUGGGAGACGCGUUUCGAGAAAUCGGGGGGAAGCAUGGAUUUUCGAAGGAUGGAUUUUCGGUGCGAAAGAUUUAG